Molecule: messenger RNA, 396 nt
Organism: Miscanthus lutarioriparius
Lineage: Eukaryota; Viridiplantae; Streptophyta; Magnoliopsida; Poales; Poaceae
Source: the annotation of a GenBank genome assembly
AUGGCACUCAAGAUGUGUGGGUGCACCUUGAGCGUGAACUCGUUCACUCACUACUACAAGAUUCAUUUUCACAAGAAGACAAUCAAGGACAAGCAGACCAAGAUCGAGAUGGUGGCCCACUAUGGGUCCUAUAACUUUGUCCCGAAGAAGACGAAAGGCACUGUGCAAAUCAUGCCAGCUUACCGGAAUAAAUGGCCAUGGUGGACCGACUACUUGUUUUACCACCGCGUGUAUUCCGAUGAGGAUGUGGUUGAGGCUUUAACCAAAGGACUACUGAAAGCACAUAUACUUGUCUCGGAGAUGAUGCCAAUGGAGGGAUUUUGCUUGGCCAAGAUUCGGGCUGAUGGGCCACGUGAUACCGAAGCUAUAGACACCUUCGCCCUGACAUCGUGCUAG